Molecule: messenger RNA, 2942 nt
Organism: Bolinopsis microptera
Lineage: Eukaryota; Metazoa; Ctenophora; Tentaculata; Lobata; Bolinopsidae
Product: calcium homeostasis endoplasmic reticulum protein-like
Exons: 1
Coding region: 3-2489 (828 amino acids)
Biological process (GO): RNA processing; intracellular calcium ion homeostasis
Cellular component (GO): perinuclear region of cytoplasm
Molecular function (GO): RNA binding
Source: RefSeq, a predicted model, not a curated record
GCAUGUCAGGACACAGAGGCCAGCCCCCAGACCCACCUGAUGAGGUGAAGAACAUCAUCUCCAAACUAGCAAACUUCGUGGCUCGCAAUGGACCAGAGUUCGAGGAGAUGACUAAGAAGAAGCAGCAGCACAACGACAAGUUUAGUUUCCUGUUCGGGGGUCAGUACCAUGAGUUUUAUCAGUGGAGACUUCAUGUUGAGCGGAAUGGUGGUGGCAGCGGUGGCAGCGGUGGUGGCGGUGGUGGCAGUGGUGGCAGUGGGGGAGGAAAUCAGCAUAAUGAUGGAGGACAACACCAUCACCACCAUCAACAGCAACAAAGUGGACCUCCUCCUCACCAGGGUGGACCCCCUCCCCACCAAAGUGGACCCCCUCCUCACCAAAGUGGACCUCCUCCCCACCAAAGUGGACCUCCUCCCCACCAAAGUGGACCUCCUCCCCACCAAAGUGGACCUCCAGGCCACCCUCCUCCGCACCAAAGUGGACCCCCUCCUCACCAAAGUGGACCUCCUCCCCACCAAAGUGGACCUCCUCCGGGUCAUCCUCCUCCUCCUACUCAACAGUACAACGAUCAGAACCAGAUAAACUGGGAAGAGGUGCCCGAUCUGAACGGGUUCGGCCAGCUCCUGACCCCAGUAAUGGACACCUGCACCAAGGACAGUAUCCUGCAGGCCAGGACGUGGAUCCUGGGGAAUGCUGACUCUUCUCAGCAGUCCUGGUAUGUGGGACAGUUCCUGCUCUACAGAGCCGCUAACCCUGACGCUUCUUGUCGGCAACGUCUCCACGUGUUGUACCUGAUGAACGAUUGUUUACAUCACGCAGCUAAGAAACAUGCUACCGACAUCAUUAAAGCGUUACAGUGCGUUGUUGUUGCGAUAUUGUUUCUUGCAAAACAGGCUGACUCUGAUGGAACGUAUCGUCCUAAAUUCGAGAAAGUUCUGAACAUCUGGGAGCAAAAUAACUACUUUGAAACAGCCACUCUAGAGGAGCUGCAGAAGUGCGUGAACUCAAGAGACUACUAUCAGUCGAGUAGUGUGAACGUGAUACAAGGAAACAUCCAAUACUCUCAGCAGCUCCUGCCUCAUCUUCUCAACCCCCAACAACAGCAACAACAGCCGCCGCAAGGUAGACCUUACAAUGAUCAGUUCUUCCCUCCUCCUCCGCAGAACUACCAGCAACCUCCACCCCAGGCCAGGAGCAGGUUUGACCAGGGUCCCCCUCCCAGUUCCAGCAGGUUCGAUCAAGGACCUCCUCCUGGUAGCAGGUUUGGUCCUGGACCCAGUAAUCAGAACAGGAUGGAUCAGGGUCCCUCCAGUAGAUUUGACCAAGGCCCUCUUCCUUCUCACCAGGCAUCAAGGUUUGACCAGCCUCCACCAGGUUCAAGAUUCGAUCAGCCUCCUCCAUCUGGCUCUAGAUUUGAUCAAGGACCUCCUGGUGGCAGUAGAUUCGACCAAAGACCACCACCAGCUUUUCAAGGAAAUCGACCACCUUUCGAUGGCCAGCCAUAUCACGGAGGCCCUGGUCCAAGCUUCCCCCCUCCUGCCCAGUCUUUCUCGAGACCCUUACCGUCACGGGGACCCUAUGAAGGUAUGGGACCUUGUAACAACGAUCCUAAAUCGUACGACAACAUAUAUGACGCUCGGGACUUCUUGAGAAUUCUACAAUUCCAAAUCGCUCAGCACUCUGGUCCUCCUCAACAGUUCUAUUACGAUCUUCCAGCUGGCCUGUUACUGAAUCAUGUAAAACUCGAGGACUCUGAAUUUAAACCUAUUGAUCCUGCCCACAUGCGGCUUCCCAGCCCUAAACCACCGAGCAAACGCCUACUUGAUGCUGUGGAGGAGUUUUACAGGCUGGAGAAAAUAGAAAAUGCAGAGGAGGAAGCCAUCGACGAGGAGUUGUUGAGGGAUUAUUACAGGGAGAAGAAGAAGGAGAUAAAGAAGAGAAUGAACGGUAAAGAGACCAGUAACCUGGGUUGGGUGGGGUACCGGGACUCCGCGGAGACCGAGCUUCGGAGAUCCCGCAGUUCCUCUUCCUCCAGUGCCAGCAGUAGCAGUACUUCCAGUGACAGUUCCACUGAAAAGAAGGCUCGGGGAAGAAAACUAGGAGGUUCUGCUGGAUCAUCUUCCUCCAGCUCUUCUUCUUCUACCUCCGACUCUGAUAACGAAAAUAGGAUGAUCAAGGACAAGAGAUCACCCACUCCUCCUAGUUUCGGAUCGUACCCAGUUAACGUGGAACAGCAGUUAGGAGAUGACAACAUUGGAGCCCAGAUGCUGAAAAAGAUGGGGUGGGAGAGCGGGAAGGGGCUCGGUGCUAAGGGUACUGGAAUUGUAGAGCCUAUUAAAGCGGACACUACGAAUGUUAAAGACUUCAAGUUGGGUAUUGGGGUAUCAUCGGACCGGUUUGAGGAGUUCCGGAAGCGGAAGAGUUAUACAUACAAUCGACCCCCUCCCAGAGGGGGAGGGGGGAGUAAGAGAGAUAGAGAUAGGGACUGAGCGAGGGGUUAUGUUUCAACUGUUUUGUAUUAAUAAUACUUUCAUUACAUAAAAAGUUUUAUCUUAUAUAAUUUAUUGAUGAGUGUUGAAGAUGAGCCCUGGUUGGUUCCUAUACAAUAUCUGGCAGAUUGCCCAGAGGUAGUUGAUUUGACUGUGGGGCUGUAUUUUACCUUUUAUUUUAGUUUUGAUGCCAUCAUUGAAAGAACAUGUUCGUACUAAUACACAUACACUUGCAACACGGUAAUAGAGAUGACGUGACAUUAAGCUUGCCAGAACUAGGAUCUGUCUUAGUGCGUUUCAGAUUAUUUAUAUUGCUUCUAAAUAGACUCGUAAGUAAUCAAUUUUAUCAUUUUAGUUUUACAAUGACUAUCGGGAGUCUUUUAUUGUUUGCCAUACAUGAUACAUUGAACAAUUAUGUUUAUCGAUAAUUUUCACUAUCCAAUAUUACAAGAU